Molecule: messenger RNA, 1946 nt
Organism: Anolis sagrei ordinatus
Lineage: Eukaryota; Metazoa; Chordata; Lepidosauria; Squamata; Anolidae
Gene: TRIAP1
Product: TP53 regulated inhibitor of apoptosis 1
Biological process (GO): phospholipid translocation
Cellular component (GO): cytosol; nucleus; mitochondrial intermembrane space
Molecular function (GO): phosphatidic acid transfer activity
Source: RefSeq, a predicted model, not a curated record
GCCUAUCCCUGCGCCAUGGUCUUGCUCGAGAGGGAGGGGGCGCUGCUGCUUCUGCUGUUUGUCUUCCUUUGGCUCCGCCGCCAUGAACAGCGUGGGCGAGGCUUGCACGGAGCUGAAACGGGACUACGACCAGUGCUUCAACCGCUGGUUCGCCGAGAAGUUCCUGAAGGGCGAAGGCGGCGGCGGAGGAGGAGGAGGCGAGAGCGGCGGGGAGCCCUGCCUCCAGCUCUUCAAGCGGUACCAGCUCUGCGUCCAGAAAGCGAUCAAAGAGAAGGAGAUCCCCAUCGAAGGGCUGGAGUUCAUGGGCCCCAGCAAAGGGAAGUCAGAAAACUCUUCCUGACCGCUGGGGCGGCUGGAAAAGGAUCUUUCAAAUGCUGGCAAACCGUCAAAGACUUUGGAACAGAUGAUGAACUGAAACCCGAGGAUUUGCCUCCCCUCGAAUCCCGUCCGCCGUAUCUCCGUUUUUACCGACAAUUGGGGAAGGGUUUCUGAUUUUCAACUGAAUGUAUUUUUAACUGCAUAAUCAGGGAGAGGUAUAGGGAUGACGUAUGAUCACUUUGAUUUCUGGGAACGUUGCUGUCAAAGGGCUAUCUGAGGGGCCUGAUUGGUGAAUGGAUCGAUCUGUUUUGGUGGGUAGAUCCUUCAAUCUUCUCUGUCCCUCUCAAAACUCUCCGGAAAGGCCUCUUCUUUGGCUGCAGCGGGGUUUUAAAAUGUAGCAUCCAUGGAAAAUUAUGCUUCUGAAAUUGAUUGUCCUUUUUUGGCAGAACAUGUACUAUGCUGCGCAUGAUUAUUUAUUUAUUCACAAUCUUGUGAAGAAAUUCAGUCUUCCCUCCUUUAUGAGAAAGUUCUAGGUCCAUCCUUUAUUUUGACAGAAGCAAUGUGCUUAGAACGUUUGUCCAGCUAUCAGGGCUGGCUAGUGAAAAACAAGGAUGGGUGAACAUUAAUUAUAUUUCCCCCCUUUAAGAAUGACAAAGAGCUGUGGGUACCAUUUCAUCUCUGUACCUCAGUAAAUGGAGAAAGCAAAUGAGGUCUAUAGGCAUCAAUCCAGAUUCAGAGCUAGUUGAAAUGAGCCAGCUUCAUUUUAACUGCCUGCCUCCAGAUUACAAAAGGAAAUCUGGAAGUGAAGGCAAGUGGGUCGCUUUCUUAAGAUAGAAAUCUGAGGUGGUAAUUGUGAUCUUCCAUGUUGGGCUGCAAUGCCUAUUACUCCUAGCUGGCUUAGCCAAAGGUGAAGAAUGCUGGGAGUUGCAGUCCAAUGUGUAGAUUGGACUGCAACUCCUCAUGAUUUCUUCCCCAAUCCAAGUGCUUGCUGUGCUAGUUGUGAUGCCUUCUCUUGGUACCAAGGAAGCAAAGCUCAAGCCACUCAAGGGUAGGACCUGGGUGAGAGCUUUGCUUGCGGCACCUUUUUGUCUUCUUGCCUGUGCUCUCUUGCGAGAGGCAGAAUCCUCACAUCUCUUUGCUUCCAGCCACGCCAGGCUUUUGUAGUAGGGGCUAGUUUUUAGUUCAGUGCUAAUGACGAUGCGUUAUCCCUCUCCUUCCCUUAUUGAGGCAACCAUCGUGGUGUGCUUUAGAAUCUACUAGUGACUCUAGAGGACCCUGUCAAGUCAGUUGGCUUGGACCUUGCCAGCAAACUCCAGUUCAUAAUUUGGAAGGAAUCACCGUAGCAGGGAAAAGCUGACAUUUGAAAUUCCUCCCCCCUGAAGACCCAAUGCUGGGAAGUUGCUAUUGGGGAAGGGGCAACAAACCGCUCACACAAGGCACCUUCCAAACUGGACAUGAUCUUCCUGUUCUUCAUAGAGAAGCAAAAAGGCUCCCUGAUUGUGGCUGCUGCUGUAGACAUUUCUUGCCACAGAAAGUGCCUUAUAUCCAAGCUGCUCUGUAUUUAUGUGUCUGUCUUCCGCUAUGGGCAAAAUGGGACUUGACUUCAGCAAAUAAAAUGUACAACAGCA